Molecule: messenger RNA, 735 nt
Organism: Aspergillus bombycis
Lineage: Eukaryota; Fungi; Ascomycota; Eurotiomycetes; Eurotiales; Aspergillaceae
Product: mitochondrial 54S ribosomal protein mL38
Exons: 2
Coding region: 1-735 (244 amino acids)
Source: RefSeq, a predicted model, not a curated record
AUGCGUCUUGUCUCUGCCAUUGCUGCCUUCGCCGCGGUUGCCACUGCCGCAGCCGCGGAUGCCGCCCCCCCUGAGCUGGUGAGCAUUGGAGAGACGUCGAAGGUGCUGAAUGUCACCUUCUCCUUGGGAUCGACUGCAGUCAGCUUUACCCCCGGCGAGUUUCUAAACGCGAGCGUGGCCAAGGACGCUCCGGAGCCGCAUCUCCAUGGCAUGGGGCUCAGCAACUCGGGACCCUAUCUGCUGCUCAUGAUCGACCCGGACUGGAACAAGACCACUCCACCCUCGGUGAUUGUGCACACCGUCGUCGCCAACCUGACCACCGCCGUCAACAGCAGCAGCGACGCCAAUGUGCUGGCCUCUUAUAUCGCCCCGGCCCCCAGGUCGGGCACCCACAACUACACCCUGUUCCUCUUCAACCAGUCCACCAACUUUAGCAUCCCCGACCGCUACGAAUCAUUCAUGCUAACCGACGAUGACACUCCGAUGAACCGGCUGAACCUGCCGCUGGUUAGCUUCCUUAACCAGACCGGGCUGGGCUCGCCGGUCGCGGCCAACUACUUCCGCGUCACAGCGGCGAGCAACGACACCAGCACCAGCUCGGACAGAUCCGCCCCCAGCACCAGCACCGGCGCUGCCGCUAGCGAGACGUCGAGUGGGACGGGCCACAAGAUGGCCGCGGGGAGUUAUUUGGCCGGUGCACUGGCCCUGGUCGGUGCGGCGGUGGCCUCCGUCUGA